This is a messenger RNA of Mytilus californianus (California mussel), 498 nucleotides long. RefSeq lists its product as uncharacterized. The coding region runs from base 3 to 365 and encodes 120 amino acids. NCBI's taxonomy places the organism in Eukaryota, Metazoa, Mollusca, Bivalvia, Mytilida, Mytilidae. The transcript is spliced from 5 exons. The record is from RefSeq and is a predicted model, not a curated record.
AGAUGGAAGCUCGUAUUGGACUAAUGAUGGUUUGUUUCUGUGUAACUAUUACCCUUUUCGAAGUAAUAGGAAAAAGCGAAGCAAUAAAGACAAAGAAGCCUAGAGAAUGCAAUAGUUCAAAGGAAUGUGGCUUUAAUCAAUGCUGUGCCAAUGAUCAAGUAAAAGGACGGAAAAAAAGAUCCAUGCGUUUUGCUGGAAUUUAUAAACCAUAUGGCCAACGGAAAUCAGAAUGUGCAGUGAGAAACCAAAAUGCUAAAGAAGUCGUGUUCCUUGGUUGGUGUCCAUGUAUAUAUCCAUUAAAUUGUAUUGGAACAGGAAUAAUUGAACCACCGUUUGGUGAAAAAGGGAUAUGCGGAUAUAGAUAAAAAAAAAAAUUAGAAGAAUUGUUAACUUUGUUUUCGCGAUCGUCAAUGUUAAUGAAAAUCAUUGUUAUAUACUCAUUACGUAUCUAAAUAUUUCAACAUAAGCGUUCUUGUAAUCCCCAAUAGUAUUACAUAC